AUGGUUGAAAAGAUUACAUGGGCACAAGUUGGUUCAUCAACUGUUAGUGGACUUCUUUCGCCUGCAUUUGUUACUGGUUCGGGUUCACAAUUGGUGUUCACAUCAGGUUGUGUUGGCACGGAUGAAAAAACGGGGAAGCUACCUUCCAGUAUCGAGGAUCAGGCCAGAAAUGCCUUUCUAAAUCUGAAAACAGUACUCGAGAAAAGUGGCUCCUCAACUGAUUCUAUUUUAAAAGUUCUGUUAUUCCUAAGCGAUAAGUCGUAUGCAGUAAAAGUCAAUGAGAUUUAUAAGGAGUUUUUUCCAAAUCAGCCAGCAAGAAGUUGCAUUCUUGUUUCAUUCCCUAAUGAAUCAUUAAAGGUUGAACUGGAAUGCGUUGCACAAGUCGAGUCCAAAAGAAAGAGAUGGUUCAAAUUGUAA
This is a messenger RNA of Zygotorulaspora mrakii, 417 nucleotides long. Its product is annotated as RidA family protein. Gene Ontology annotation, molecular function: deaminase activity. The transcript has a single exon. NCBI's taxonomy places the organism in Eukaryota, Fungi, Ascomycota, Saccharomycetes, Saccharomycetales, Saccharomycetaceae. The coding region runs from base 1 to 417 and encodes 138 amino acids. Gene Ontology annotation, cellular component: cytosol; mitochondrion. The record is from RefSeq and is a predicted model, not a curated record.